Kluyveromyces marxianus DMKU3-1042 is the source of this 333-nucleotide messenger RNA. RefSeq lists its product as uncharacterized. The transcript has a single exon. The record is from RefSeq and is a predicted model, not a curated record. The coding region runs from base 1 to 333 and encodes 110 amino acids. NCBI's taxonomy places the organism in Eukaryota, Fungi, Ascomycota, Saccharomycetes, Saccharomycetales, Saccharomycetaceae.
AUGUAUCCGUUUGCCUUCUUGGGCAGAAAGAAGCCUCUACUAGAGAAUAAUAAUAAUAGUCCCUUCUUUCGAAGGGAGUUUCCUGGGGAAUUGCCAAUAAAUAAUUCACCAGCCAGUAGAGCAUCAAUAAUAUCGGCCGGACCAGACGUAUCUAAAGGUUCAAUACUCGAUACGGAUGAUAUCGAGCCGGAUCCGCAGAAUAGAACACUGCCGGCUUCAAGAUGUUCUAUUCUCCAGAGCGAAUUUACCCAGACUUCUAUUCUAGAUAGCGACAUCCAUAUGACUACCCAGAGUAGUCCUCCACCUGUAAUAUUAUCAAGCACCUGUGAUUAG